UCCAUCUCCAAGGCGAUAGUCUGCGGUCUGGCAGCACCCUACCUUUGUUGCGCAGCCAACUUCACGCGAGACGCAUCGAAAACAAAAAGUACUGCAAAGAAAGUGAUAAAGAAAACCGAAAUAAAAAACUCGUGAAGAGGACCAUGAACGUAGACCUGCGAUCGUACUCGCGCCACUGGCUCACGGAGUUCAUCGAACAGUACCAGGAGGAGGAGUGCUUAUGGCAGCCCAAGCACAACGACUACAGCAAUCACGCAGCCCGGAACAAGUCCUACGACCGCCUGGUGGAGAAGCUAAAAGAAGUGGAGCCCAACCCGGACAGGGCGAUGGUAGUAAGGAAAAUCAACUCGCUACGCUCUGCUUUCCGGCGGGAAUUCCGCAAGACGUACACAAAAAACGACUACGAAACGCGUUUGUGGUACUACGACAAGCUGCUUUUCAUCGCUGAUCACAAACCCAAGCGCCACGAACUCGGCUCCAAGCCCAAGAGAGAACUCCACAUCAGCUUCGACGACGAGGAGUCAAUGGAGUUUGAGGACGACUCACAUCACACGGGCACACAGUCUCAGCACGUGGAAUCCAUAAUACCCACGUCCCCGGACGAAGUGGAAGAUGUUGCGGCGGCGGCCAGCAAUGUGGUCGUCAGCAGUCAGGGCGCCACUCUGAGCACCAUUUCGGUGACGCCCGCGGAAUGCGUAACCCUUGUUAAGAGCGAGGAGCACCAGGCGGCUGAAGCGGCGGCAGCAGCAGCCCAAGCGCACCAGCAACUGGUAGCCCAUGCAGCAGCUCAGACUUCCAUUGCGGCGGCGACAGCUCAGGGACAUGCCGUGAAGGUCCUGGAGAUCACCUCCCUAGACUCCAACUCCCAGCGAGAGAUACAACAGGCCGUCAAUCAUUUGGAGCACCACCAGCAGCAGCUGCACCUACAGCAGACGAAUGGUCAACAUCAAGGCGUGCCUACUAUCCAGAUUGGCCGCGAUCACUAUCAGCCCUUGUUUGGCAAUGCCAGCACCACUGCUUAUACCACCGCAGCGGCUCCAAGCACUUCGCAUAGGCACGACGACGAGUACGAUGCCAUUGGCGUAAAUGUGGCCAGCAAACUGCGAUCCAUUAACCCCACGCAGCGGAUCGUGGCCGAGAAACUGAUCAGCGAUGUUCUGUUCAAUGCCCAGCUGAACAACCUCACUGUCAACUCUGCCCUCACGCAGUAAUCUCCCUCGUCCCUAGGCUAAGUUAAUGUAGUCCUUGGCUUUAUCGCUCCAUUUUCUGUGUCCAAACCUGCAGCCUGGCCAACAUGUGUCGUCCGGGCAGCAGCUGAUUGUACCAUACCGUUUGCAUGUAGUUUUAAUUAUUCUAUACAAUAAAUAGAUUGUAUGUCUUAAGCUCA
Molecule: messenger RNA, 1387 nt
Organism: Drosophila erecta
Lineage: Eukaryota; Metazoa; Arthropoda; Insecta; Diptera; Drosophilidae
Exons: 3
Coding region: 144-1211 (355 amino acids)
Source: RefSeq, a predicted model, not a curated record